Messenger RNA from Amblyraja radiata (thorny skate), 1047 nucleotides. RefSeq lists its product as uncharacterized. The transcript is spliced from 10 exons. The record is from RefSeq and is a predicted model, not a curated record. Lineage: Eukaryota; Metazoa; Chordata; Chondrichthyes; Rajiformes; Rajidae. Bases 148 to 1047 code for a protein of 299 amino acids.
AGUUCAUGAUUUGAAACACUCAGCAAAGUUUCUACUUUAUAAUCGCUAUGGCAGCAAAGCAGAAGCAAGAGGAACCUUUUACUUCACUUAUAACGGGAACGUACAGCUGUUGCACUCAUAUUCGUAGGCGCCAGUCAAUCAGACCGAAUGGCCCUCGAAAAUCCUUCCAACAGUAUUUCCUUGCAGAAUUUAUCCAUUUGUGACAACGAAAACUCUGUAUUAUUCAAAACCGGCUCAGAAUGGACUCGAUUGUCGAAACCGAGGCAAGGGGAAAUCAUUGUGAGGGUCACUGUCACGUUGUGUCUGAUUGGCCUGGGAAUACUCACAGUACUGUCCAUUAUUGCAUAUAUGAAGAUAUCUGUUGAUGUUAAAGAACUUCAAGAUUCAUUGAAAAGCGUCAAUGGACUAAGCACACGCCAAGGAAAUGAUUUACAGCUCGGUGAUCAUAUUAACCAAAUGCAAACUCUUAUGGAUGCCCUAAACAUGUCAACUCUCUCUGAGCUACAAAACCUUAAAGAAGAAGGUUUCCAUAUCUCAGAGAGCCUAAACGUGAUGACUGUGUCUCUAAAUAAUGUUAAUUCUUCACUUCUAUCCAAAUUUCAAAGAAUGGAAAAAAAAGCGGUAACAGUUCUGGACAACAUUCAAACGGUGCAAGAUUCCCUCUCACGGGUCGGAUUGAAUGUGCAGACUCUGAAGGAAGCCGACAAGCAGUUUUCUCAAGUCCAAGAACAGAACUCAAAUUCCAUACAGUUAUUCAAGGAUUCCGUUUCUUUGCAACUCCAACAAGUGAUGUCACUUGUGGCAAAUUUAUCUGGCAAGAUAGAGAAGCUGGAAGAACUGAACUCAACCCUGAUGUCAAUGUUGGAGCCCAAGGAGAGAAUGCCAAUUAACACAAUCAUACCUCAUGGUGAUUCACAACGAGGCAGAACAGAAAUUCAUUGCGGAUCGAUUAGGUUCCAACCUUACUGGAUUGGGCUCACUGACUCAGUCAAAGAAGGUGACUGGCGCUGGGAAGAUGGUACAAGUUACUCAAGCACACCGAAGUAA